GAAAGUAAUAAAUCUUUCUUCAAAUUAUUCUUCUUUUAUGUUUUCUAACAUGAUUGGAUUGUUUAUCCUCAAUUCUCAAGCCCUUUCUAAGGACCCACGGAUAGGACAACUUCUUGAAACUGGUCGCAAGGUAGGGCGUUUGUUUGAGCUUAACUAUCUGCAUAUUCCUGAUAAUAAAAUGGAUACACCAUCAUUUCCAAAUGAUCAAUUCAUCCAAACCUUGCUUUGUGCUAUUGAAUUAGAGUCUUUGCAAAUUCCAUAUCAACAAAUCUUCCAAGCUUGUGCUGCUAUUAACAUUUCUCAUCUCCAUUUGUGGCACUCACGACUCGGACAUACCUCAGUCAAUAAACUUCAUCCACUUAUCUCUCGUGGUUUAUUAGGAUCAAUUUUGAAUGAAUCUGUGCAUUGUGUGUCAUGUCAAUCUGCAAAGCAACCAGCUUUAUCUUUUUCGAGUAGUCAUUCUCAUUCUACUACUCCUUUUGCUCUCGUGCAUUCUGAUGUUUGGGGUCCAUCUCCUACACCCACCAUGGGGGCUUCCAAUGAUUCUAAUGUAGGUACAUCUGAUGAGCUCUACAAUGCCUCACCACAUGCUCCAACUAGUUUUGUAGAAGAUGACCUGCCUGUUGGUAAUGCAUUAGAUAAUUUUGAGCCUUCUUCUACUUCCUUGUCUAUAUCACCUGUUGAUUCUACAAAUGAGUUUGUUGUCCCAUCCUCGAGUCAUCUUAUUCAGGUAAGAAACCCUCUCAACUACCUUCAUGAUUAUCAUUGUUUUCCUGCUAUUACUUCGUUACAUAAGCCUCAAUCCUAUCAAGAGGCCUCUUCUAACCCUCUUUGGCAACAAGCUAUGCAAGAUGAAUUACAAGCUCUUAAGAACACUCGUACAUGGGAUUUAGUUGAUCUCCCUGCUGAAAAAUCUCUAAUAGGUUGUAAAUGGGUGUACAAGAUUAAAACACGAUCUGAUGGUUCUCUGGAGCGUUAUAACGCACGCUUGGUUGCCAAGGGUUUUACAUAGGAGUAUGGAAUCAACUAUGAGAAGACAUUUGCUCCAGUUGCUCGUCUUACAUCUGUGCAUAGUUUGCUUGUUAUCGCUAUUAUACGGAGAUGGAAAUUGUUUCAAAUGAAUGUGAAAAAUGCUU
Messenger RNA from Rubroshorea leprosula, 1136 nucleotides. Lineage: Eukaryota; Viridiplantae; Streptophyta; Magnoliopsida; Malvales; Dipterocarpaceae. The record is from the annotation of a GenBank genome assembly.